Pipistrellus nathusii (Nathusius's pipistrelle) is the source of this 1200-nucleotide messenger RNA. NCBI's taxonomy places the organism in Eukaryota, Metazoa, Chordata, Mammalia, Chiroptera, Vespertilionidae. The record is from the annotation of a GenBank genome assembly.
AUGGCUCCGCGGACCGACGGCAACGGCUCCCUGGCCUCGUGGCCGGAUGCCCCUACCCUGGCGCCCCACGCCGCCAACGCGAGUGGUGGGGCGCUGUCCGGGGCGCCGUGGGCAGCUGCGCUGGCGGGGGCGCUGCUGGCGCUGGCGGUGCUGGUCACCGUGGGAGGCAACCUGCUGGUCAUCGUGGCCAUCGCGCGGACGCCGCGGCUGCAGACCAUGACCAACGUGUUCGUGACUUCCCUGGCGGCCGCCGACCUGGUGGUGGGGCUGCUGGUGGUGCCGCCGGGGGCCGUCCUGGCGCUGACGGACCACUGGCCCCUGGGCGCCACGGGCUGCGAGCUGUGGACCUCGGUGGACGUGCUGUGCGUGACGGCCAGCAUCGAGACGCUGUGCGCCCUGGCGGUGGACCGCUACCUGGCCGUGACCAACCCGCUGCGCUACGGCGCGCUCGUCACCAAGCGCCGCGCGCGCGCCGCCGUGGCCCUGGUGUGGGCCGUGUCCGCCGCCGUGUCCUUCGCGCCCAUCAUGAGCAAGUGGUGGCGCGUGGGGACCGACGCCGAGGCGCAGCGCUGCCACUCCAACCCGCGCUGCUGCGCCUUCGCCGCCAACGUCACCUACACGCUGCUCUCCUCCUCCGUGUCCUUCUACCUGCCGCUGCUCAUCAUGCUCUUCGUCUACGCGCGGGUGUUCGUCGUGGCGACGCGCCAGCUGCGCUUGCUGCGCCGGGAGCUGGGACGCUUCCCGCCCGAGGAGUCCCCGUCGGUGGCGGCCUCGCGCCCCCGGUCCCCAGCGCAGGCGGGGCCCUCCGACAGCCGCCGGCCCGCGCGCCUCCUGCCCCUCACGGAGCACCGGGCCCUGCGCACCCUGGGGAUCAUCAUGGGCACCUUCACGCUCUGCUGGCUGCCCUUCUUCGUGGCUAACGUGGUGCGCGCCCUCGGGGGCCCCUCGCUGGUCCCCGAUCAGGCUUUCCUGGCCCUGAACUGGCUGGGCUACGCCAACUCUGCCUUCAACCCGCUCAUCUACUGCCGCAGCCCCGACUUUCGCUGCGUCUUCCGCCGCCUGCUGCACCGCUGCCCGCGGGAGGAGCGCCACCGCCGCGCGGCCGCCGGCUGCCCUGCCUGGACCCCGGCGGCCCCGGCCCGCCCCUCCGAGCCCGGGCAGUGCCCCCCGCGAGGCGAGGCUUCCUGGGGAAUUUCUUAG